UAGUUUUAGCCUUUUAGGUCGAAUUCAAUUUUAGAGUGAGAGAGUUAACACCACAAGACACAAACGUUAUUCCCACAAAUUUCAAACAUAAAACCAUUUCCUCAACCAAACAAAAACCAAUCUUUGUUCCAUUCAUGCCAUGCCAAAAUGUUCAAAAUUUCCCACAAAUCUUCUCAAACACUCACUUCCCCUAAAACCCUUCUCUCAAACCCAAACCCAAACCCUUCUCUCUUUCUCUUCCUCAAACCAUCCUUAUCCUCCUCCAGUUUCACCCCAAAUCUUCAAAUCAACAACAACCACUUCCCACAAAUGGGGUUCUUACAAAUUAGGCGAUUUAUCUUUCUAUUCCCUCAUCGAAAACUUCGCUUCUUCUUUCGAUUUCGAUUCCUUGGAACAUCUUCUUAAUCGAAUGAAGCGCGAAAAUCGAGUCUUUAUUGAGAAAAACUUCAUUGUUAUUUUCAAAGCUUAUGGGAAAGCACAUUUACCUGAAAAAGCUUUGGACUUGUUUCAUAGAAUGGAUGUUGAGUUUCACUGUAAGCAAACUGUUAAAUCUUUCAAUUCUGUUCUUAAUGUUGUUAUUCAAGAAGGUAAUUUUAAUCUUGCUUUGGAUUUUUAUUCUAAUGUUGUUGAUUCCAAGAAUUUUAAUCAUGUUCAUCCUAAUGGACUUAGUUUUAAUUUGUUGAUUAAGGCUUUGUGUAGACUUGGUUUGGUUGAUCAAGCUGUUGAGGUUUUUAGAGGGAUUAGUCUUAGGAAUUGUGUUCCUGAUAAUUAUACAUAUUCGACGUUGAUGCAUGGUUUGUGUAAUGUGGGUAGGAUUGAUGAGGCGGUUUCGUUGUUAGAUGAGAUGCAGGUUGAAGGUAUAUUCCCGAACCCUGUUUCGUUUAAUGUUUUGAUAAGUGCGUUGUGUAAGAAAGGUGAUUUGGCGCGUGCAUCCAAGCUAGUCGAUAAUAUGUUUCUGAAGGGUUGUGUUCCGAAUGAAGUAACGUAUAAUUCGCUAGUUCAUGGUUUGUGUCUUAAGGGUAAGUUGGAUAAGGCGAUGAGUUUAUUGAAUCGAAUGGUGUCGAAUAAAUGUGUUCCUAAUGAUGUUACUUUUGGGACACUCAUUGAUGGAUUUGUUAAGAAUGGUAGGGCUUUGGAUGGGGUGCGCGUGUUGGUUUCGUUGGAAGAGAAGGGUCAUCGUGGGAAUGAGUUUAUUUACUCGUCUCUUAUUAGUGGAUUGUUCAAGGAGGGGAAAUACGAGCAGGGGAUGCAGUUAUGGAAGGAAAUGGUUGAAAAAGGAUGUGAACCGAAUACUAUAGUGUAUUCUGCUCUUAUCGACGGUCUUUGUCGAGAAGGUAAGACAGAUGAAGCAAAGGAAUACCUAUUAGAGAUGAAGAAGAAAGGCCACCUUCCAAAUACUUUCACUUAUAGCUCCUUGAUGUGGGGUUAUUUUGAAGCAGGUGAUAGUCAUAAAGCUAUUCUUAUUUGGAAAGAGAUGACGGAUAAUAAUUGUAAUCAUCACGAGGUUUGUUACAGUAUACUUAUUAAUGGAUUGUGCAAGAAUGGGAAGCUUACGGAGGCGUUAAUGGUGUGGAAGCAAAUGUUGAGUAGAGGAAUCAAAUUAGAUGUUGUGGCUUAUAGUUCAAUGAUUCAUGGCUUUUGUAAUGCUCAGUUAGUAGACCAAGGGAUGAAACUUUUCCAUCAGAUGCUUUGUCACGAGCCGAAGUUACAACCCGAUGUGGUUACAUACAACAUACUUCUAAACGCUUUUUGCACGAUGAAUAGUGUAUCCCGCGCUAUUGAUAUUCUAAAUACUAUGUUAGAUCAAGGUUGUGAUCCUGAUUUUAUUACUUGCGAUAUUUUCUUAAAAACUUUACGAGACAAUAUGGAUCCACCUCAAGAUGGGAGGGAGUUUCUUGACGAGCUUGUAGUCCGAUUAAUUAAGCGACAGAGAACUGUUGGUGCUUCCAAUAUUAUAGAAGUGAUGCUUAAGAAAUUUUUGCUGCCUAAACCUUCUACUUGGGCCUUAGCUGUUCAACAGAUCUGUAAACCUCUGAAAGUUCGAAAAACCAUCGGUGAAUGUUGGAGCAGGUUGUGUUGCUGAUAUCCUGUAAAAUAUGUUAUUCAACUACAACUUCUCGAAGCUAAGGAACUCCGGAUACAGGGAUUUAUUGGUCCAGAUCCUCAAACGUAAGACCUCAAACUUUCAAAGGUUGUAUACAAUGAUAUGCGUUGGAUACUCCUAAAACUAAAAGGAUUAAGUGUUCAAUAUCCAAAUCAACUUUGAUUUAUAAGAGUUGAUUUUAACAGCGCUCAGUCAUCGUAAUUGGUUGGAUAUGCACACUAUCAGAAAUUGGCCAGUAAACAAUUUCAUACAAUUUGCAAGUAUUCUGCAGAUUGCAUUUUGCCUGGAAAAUGAAAGUCAAUGAUGACGAUCGAGUGUGCAGGAUCGCUAAGUCAAUGAUGACGAUCCAGUGUGCAGGAUCGCUACCGGGUGCAAAGUGCAAACAUACGGAAGUGCAAAGGAAAAAAAAUACCAAUGUCAGUCAUCUUCUGAUUAUAUGUCUCACAGAUCCAGAAAAACAUGAAAAGUCCCUAGUUGACUCUAAUUAUCACAGCUUAAUAUACAGAUUUGGUGGGAAAAUUGUGUGGCUGAUUGAUGAAACAGAUAGCCAAGUGGCAGCAGUUGUUGUUUAUCGAGUUAUUUCAUAUUUUCAUGUACAAAUGAAGUUUCAUAAACUUCCUCCAUUCAAUUGGUAUAGUGAAAAAUACAAUCUUUAUUUGAUACUUGAUUUCUAAACACUUGAUUAUUUUGUUGCUUGUAAUGCAUACUAUAACAAUGUACUCACUAUAAAAUCAUGGUAGGGAUAAGAAUAUGAUGGUUUAUUGGUUAUUAUUUUGCUGUUAUUGUUAGUUUCUUAUUCUUCUCUUAUCCAACUAAUGCUGUUAAGUUUUUAGUGUUGAACCAUGCUUGGUAUCUUGUGUGUGUGUAUAGAACAUUGGAUAGAUGGGUUAUUGGAAUGAAGUGAACUGA
Trifolium pratense (red clover) is the source of this 3013-nucleotide messenger RNA. RefSeq names its product pentatricopeptide repeat-containing protein At4g20090. The coding region runs from base 140 to 2083 and encodes 647 amino acids. The transcript has a single exon. Lineage: Eukaryota; Viridiplantae; Streptophyta; Magnoliopsida; Fabales; Fabaceae. Gene Ontology annotation, cellular component: chloroplast. The record is from RefSeq and is a predicted model, not a curated record. Gene Ontology annotation, molecular function: protein binding.